Cuculus canorus (common cuckoo) is the source of this 1395-nucleotide messenger RNA. Its product is annotated as amyloid-beta A4 precursor protein-binding family A member 1-like. The transcript is spliced from 12 exons. Lineage: Eukaryota; Metazoa; Chordata; Aves; Cuculiformes; Cuculidae. Gene Ontology annotation, molecular function: protein binding; amyloid-beta binding. The record is from RefSeq and is a predicted model, not a curated record. Gene Ontology annotation, biological process: chemical synaptic transmission. Gene Ontology annotation, cellular component: plasma membrane; dendritic spine; cytoplasm.
AUGGUAGCUGUGGGUGUAUCACCUACCCCAGCAAACACCUUCCUGGCAUACUUAGCUAUCAUCGUCAACAACAGUAUAUCUCUGUCUCCUGAUUCCUCUUCACCCUGGGGUGCUGAACCAAAUAGGCAACAUCAUCAGGAUGUCUGCAGUACAGCAGAGACCUCCACUAAUAAAGAGGCCAGAAAAAGCUUGGCUUCAUUCCCAACAUAUGUUGAAGUUCCUGGACCUUGUGAUCCUGAAGACUUGAUUGAUGGAAUAAUUUUUGCUGCCAAUUGCCUUGGCUCCACUCAACUGCUUUCUGACAAAACUCCCUCCAAGAAUGUGAGAAUGAUGCAGGCACAGGAGGCUGUCAGCAGAAUCAAGAUGGCCCAGAAAUUAUUCAAAGGCAGGAAGAAGGCUCCAGAAGGUGAAUCUCGAUCUGUGACUGAAGUGGACCUCUUCAUUUCUAUGCAGAGAAUAAAAGUAUUGAAUGCAGACACACAGGAAACUAUGAUGGAUCAUCUUCUGAGGACCAUUUCUUACAUUGCAGAUAUAGGGAAUAUAGUUGUUCUGAUGGCUCGUAGACAAAUGCUGUGAUCAAAUUCCCGGGACAAUGUGGAAGUAUCUCACCCCUCUCAAGAUGGAAAAAGGCAAUACAAAAUCAUUUGCCACGUCUUUGAGUCUGAGGAUGCACAGCUGAUUGCACAGUCUAUAGGUCAAGCAUUUAGCAUGGCCUACCAGGAAUUUCUAAGGGCAAAUGGAAUCAAUUUGGAAGACCUAAGCCAGAAGGAACAUAGUGACUUGCUCAAUUCCUGGGACAUUUACAAUGAUGACUUGAUUCAUUUUUCCAAAUCUGAAAACUGCAAAGAUGUUUACAUUGAAAAGCAAAAGGGAGAAAUUCUAGGUGUACUGAUUGUGGAAUCUGGCUGGGGAUCCAUUUUGCCUACAGUUAUCAUAGCCAACAUGAUGCAUGGAGGACCAGCAGAGAAGUCUGGGAAACUAAAUAUAGGGGACCAGAUCAUGUCAAUUGAUGUGACCAGUUUGGUUGGCUUACCACUCUCAACAUGCCAGAGCAUUAUAAAGGGUUUGAAAAACGAAGCCCAAGUUAAACUGAAUGUAGUUAGAUGUCCUCCGGUAACCACAGUCUUGAUCAGGAGACCUGACCUCAGAUACCAGUUAGGCUUCAGUGUACAGAAUGGAAUUAUCUGUAGCCUUAUGAGAGGAGGUAUAGCAGAGCGAGGAGGAGUGCAAGUUGGCCAUCGUAUCAUUGAAAUCAAUGGGCAAAGUGUUGUAGCAACACCUCAUGAGAAAAUUGUUCACAUUCUCUCAAAUUCUGUUGGUGAGAUUCAUAUGAAGACCAUGCCAGCUGCUGUGUACAGACUGUUGACUGCGCAAGAGCAACCAGUUUAUAUCUAA